AUGGCAGUCUACUCAACAGACCAUUCCUCCUCCGUCCUCCAAACCCACAGCUGGCGCACCGCCACCAACUCCGCCGCCUAUCUCCUCCCACACAUCCAACCGCACAUGAAGAUCCUCGACAUCGGGUGCGGACCCGGCAGCAUCACGAUUGAUUUCGCUCGUCUCGUACCCAACGGCCACGUAACUGGGAUCGAAUAUGUUUCUGACCCGUUAGACGAGGCCCACAAACUAGCAUCCUCCCAGUGCCUGACCAACGUGGACUUCCAAGUCGGGGAUAUCCAUUCUCUGGAAUUCCCAGACAACACCUUCGACAUUGUCCACGUGCACCAGGUGUUGCAGCAUAUUGCGGACCCGGUACAAGCAUUGCGUGAGAUGCGUCGCGUCGUGAAACCAAAUGGGGGGAUCGUCGCGGCGCGAGAAUCGGCUUCCAUGUCGUGGUAUCCCGCCAACGAUGGGAUCUCGAAAUGGUUGGAUCUCACGCAGAAGGUGGCAGGAUUGAAAGGGGGUAAUCCGCAUCCUGGGCGGAGGAUUCAUGUCUGGGCGGAGCAGGCGGGGUUUGAGAGGAAUAGAAUCAAGAAGAGCGCGGGAGCUUGGUGUUUUAGUAGUCCUGAGGAACGGAGAUAUUGGGGCGGGUCUAUGGAGGAGAGGGUGACUUCUUCUGGGUUUGCGGUGAUUGCGAUGGAUGAGGGGUUUACGACGAGGCAGGAGCUGGAAAAUAUUGCCGGUGGUUGGAGAGAGUUUAUUGAAGAGGAAAGUGGGUGGUUUGGGUUGCUACAUGGAGAGAUUUUAUGUUGGAAGUAG
This is a messenger RNA of Aspergillus tanneri, 801 nucleotides long. RefSeq names its product class I SAM-dependent methyltransferase. Lineage: Eukaryota; Fungi; Ascomycota; Eurotiomycetes; Eurotiales; Aspergillaceae. Bases 1 to 801 code for a protein of 266 amino acids. The record is from RefSeq and is a predicted model, not a curated record. Gene Ontology annotation, molecular function: methyltransferase activity. The transcript has a single exon.